AGACAUACUUAGGGUGAAGAACAUAACAAAAUGAAUUUGUUUUUAAAAACCAUUCUCUUUGCAUAUUUUGCGUACAAUCCUGUAAAAGGUGAUUCGAGAUUAGUUGGUGGUUCGGUCGUAUCUUCAGAUUUGGGAAGGUUUCAUGCUUCACUGCAAAACGUUAGCGGGCACCACGUGUGUGGGGGUGCAAUUGUUUCAAACAGACAUGUAGUGACAGCAGCUCAUUGUGUUUUUGGAGCAGAAAAGCAGUACAUAAGAGUGAUUGUGGGUACUAAUAAUCUAGACGAAGGAACCUUACAACAUAAUGUUAAAGCAAUUUAUAUUCACGACCUAUACGAUAAAGAUACGAGGCAACACGAUAUCGCUCUGCUCAAAGUGACAGAUAUUGACAUAAGAUAUUCCGAUGUCAUUCAUUUGGACGAUACACCUUUGCAAGAAAAUGAUCCGAUUACCAUUUUUGGUUUUGGAGCUGAAAAGCCACAUGGGACAUCCACUCGACAAAUGCAAGCGCUAAAUUCAUUUGUAUUUAAUCAAGAAACAUGUCGCUAUGCAAUGAGAAAUUCAAGAAAAGUCUACGACUCAAUGUUUUGUACGUUUACUAAAAUUGGACAAGGCACAUGUCAUGGUGAUUCUGGAAGUCCGUUAGUAAGAGGAAAUAAAUUAGUCGGCAUAGUAUCGUGGGGUAUGCCGUGUGCGAUUGGAUUUCCAGACGUCCACACAAGAAUAAGUACUUACGUUAGAUGGAUUCGUACCAUGAUACAUUACUGCCCAGCGUCUUAGUGAUAAGACAGAGAGGGGUGAUAUGUGAGUACAUGACGUACCAUACAGCAUUUGAAACAAAAAAAAAAACAAUGACAAAAACAUUUAUUAAGCUUCUAAAUCCAGAAUAAUUAUAAACCUGGAUAUAUAAUUUAUCGUAAGUACGUCAUUAGAGAGAUUAAUCUUAAAUAGUGGCUUGUACUUGUUAUAUCAGUACAGUUAGCAAAAAAAUAAAUAAAAACAUUCGCCUUUUGAUUCACCUAAACAUUUUGUGUUAAUAUUGAAGAACAAUAUUGAUAUUUAGUGGGAGACUCCUUUGCGCAGGAUGCCGGCUAUAUUAUGGGUACCACAACGGCGGCUAUUACCGCCGUGAAGCAGUGAUGUGUAAGCAUUAUUAUUUCAGUCUAAUAGGCGCCGUAGCUAGUGAAAUUACUGGGCAAAUGAGACUGAGCAUCCUAUGUCAUCUCAGAAUUUUUGUGUAUUUUCAAGAAUCCCGACCCUUAACUUAUAAAAUAAUAAACCAAAAAGUAUAAUAGUAAUUAAUUUUGUUGCACCCAGUACUUCUGCGUGUGUGAGUAUAGACCGCAAUCGAAUGACAUUAUUUUCUCUAUUCAGUCCUAUAAGAGCGUUGUCAGCGUCGCUGAACAAUAGGAAACCUACCCUACUACACAAAUUAAUUAUCUAGGCUUAGACUUCGGAGGUAACAAAUAGACAGACAAUACUUUGAUAUUAGAUGUAAAGUAGUUAAUCUAAAAGCAAAGGAAAUUAAAUAAAAGUACUUUCAAAUAAAA
This is a messenger RNA of Leptidea sinapis, 1550 nucleotides long. RefSeq names its product chymotrypsin-1-like. The transcript is spliced from 5 exons. The coding region runs from base 31 to 780 and encodes 249 amino acids. Lineage: Eukaryota; Metazoa; Arthropoda; Insecta; Lepidoptera; Pieridae. Gene Ontology annotation, biological process: proteolysis. Gene Ontology annotation, molecular function: serine-type endopeptidase activity. The record is from RefSeq and is a predicted model, not a curated record.